Molecule: messenger RNA, 2130 nt
Organism: Cinclus cinclus
Lineage: Eukaryota; Metazoa; Chordata; Aves; Passeriformes; Cinclidae
Gene: WDPCP
Product: WD repeat containing planar cell polarity effector
Exons: 17
Coding region: 1-2130 (709 amino acids)
Biological process (GO): nervous system development; establishment of protein localization; cilium organization
Cellular component (GO): axonemal basal plate
Source: RefSeq, a predicted model, not a curated record
AUGUCCUUCUUCCUGACUGAGGUGUUUCUGUGGUCUUUGAAGACCAACUUACAUAUUAGAGAUGAAGAUAUUGGGAUCCACCAGUACUGUGACAAGAAAGAACCAGCAUCACAGAUGAAGCACAGUUAUUUAGAAGAGAAGCAAAAGCUAGCAGAAUCUCGAGAUUAUCCUUGGAUCCUGAAAACCAAGCGACCGGACAAACUGCGAGAUGCACUCAAGGAGGUAGAGGACUUAAUGCAGAACAAUCCAUGUGUGCUGAGCAAAUGGAAGAACAAACAUACCUGUCAGCUCCUCUUUCAUUCAGGUAUUUUGGUGUCCCUAAGCCUUUCUGGGCCACAGCUGGAGAAGGUGGUGAUUGACAGGACCCUGGUGGGGAAGCUCAUCUCCGACACCAUCAGUGAUGCUGUUCUUACAGAUAACUUCAUCAUCUUGUCGUUUGAGGACCAUAACCAACUCUGCUUUAUUCAGUUUACAAAGACAAUGGAUUCUGCUGAUGCAAACAAAAGACUGAAAAAACUCUCUUGUUUGGACUCUAAGAUUUCUUACGUUGAUAUACUUGGACCAGAAGGUAGAAGGAUGAAACGUCACCUGGCAAUAAACUGUAUGCAAGAUCUGGUAAUUUGCUGGUGGUCAGCAACUAGUGAUGGAGGAUGGCCUUGGUCUCCUAUUUCCUGUCAGAGGGACAGAGCCAACCUAUUGCUGUUAGGCUGUGCACAUGGCAAAUUGGAGGUGCUGAGUUACGUCUGCACGGAGCGGGACCCCCUGGAUGCCAGGUUCAGCUCCCUGCAGCCCCAGCAGGUGCUGACGGUGGAGCGCUCGGCGUCCUCAGCCAAGGAGCCCACGGCCGACAGCUGCGCCUACAAAUGCGCCAGGAGCGGGAUCCGGCGCGCCGCCGUCACCAGGAUCCCCCUGCCAGCCAGGCCCGUCAGCUGCUGCAGGGAUGUGACAGAAGACAAGCUGGUGCUGGGCUGUGAGGACUUGUCAGUAGUUCUGUACGAAGCCUACGGCCGAGUGACUCUGCUGGCCCAAGCAGAGCUGCUCCCUGCUGUCGUGACCUACCACCCCUCCGGAGCCCUGCUGGUGCUUGGCAGCUCUCAAGGGGAGCUGCAGCUUUUUGACGCGGCGCUGUCCCCAAUUAAAAUUCAGCUCUUGGCACAGGACUAUUCACCUGAGGCAACGCUGCAGUUCAGUAAACACUGUGAGGUGUCCACCAGCCUCAUCCAGAUCCAGUGGGCUGCUUCUCCAGGUGCAUUUCCCAGUCCUGACGGCAUGGAUGUUCAUGAUCUUUUGUUGGUUAGAUUUGAUAAAGGACCCUUGGGAGUGCUUCACUUUAAGCUUGGUGUGCUCACGAGAGGACAACUGGGCCUUGUGGAAAUCAUCCACCAGUACAUUCGUUAUAAUGAGAUACAGGAGGCAAUUAAUGUCCUGAGCACCAUGAACUGGAACACCUUGGGUCAGCAGUGCUUUAUCUGCCUGAGUGCCAUUUGCAAUCACCUCCUUAAACAAAAGCUUACACCAGCCAGAGAAGCACAGCUUGAGGCAAGCCUAGGAACAUUUUAUGCUCCAACAAGGCCUCUCUUGGAUAGAACUGUGCUGGAAUACAGGGAUCCCAUCAGCAGAUAUGCAAGGAGGUUCUUCCACCACCUGCUCAGGUAUCAGAGGUUUGAGAAGGCGUUCCUGCUUGCUGUUGACAUCGGUGCUCGGGACCUGUUCAUGGACAUCCAUUACCUUGCUCUAGAUAAGGGUGAAUUGGCACUAGCUGAAGUGGCAAAGAGAAAGGCUAAUGACAUUGAUGCAGAAUCAAUAACUACUGGAAUUGAACUUCUGGGGAACUCAGAUGAAGAAGACCCAUCUCGUGAAACUUUCAUUGACCAAUCUCCAGAGCAGGGAGGAGGGUGCAACCCACCUGCUCCCAGCCCUGCUGACAGACCAACAGUGCAGAGCUGCUCCCACAGAUCAACCAGCCACAGACAGGCAGAGGACACGGAGCCUGGAGCAGAUGGCCGCACCACCUCCCUGAUCAAGAAAACCUUUUCCAGCAGCCAGGAAGGAAAUAUGAGAGCCAUUCCUUCAGAGCAGGAGACUGGAGGCAGCGGGUCUCUGCAAAUUGUUCACUUUGGGCUGGUGUGA